This is a messenger RNA of Arachis duranensis, 1214 nucleotides long. RefSeq names its product RING-H2 finger protein ATL5. NCBI's taxonomy places the organism in Eukaryota, Viridiplantae, Streptophyta, Magnoliopsida, Fabales, Fabaceae. The record is from RefSeq and is a predicted model, not a curated record. The transcript is spliced from 3 exons. The coding region runs from base 431 to 1006 and encodes 191 amino acids.
GCCGCACACUCACACCCCCAACACACAAAAGAGAGAAGAAUGAAUUGAAAAGAAAAGAAAAGAGUCUUCUUCAACUCUUCUCUUCUUCUUCUUCUUCUUCUUCUUCUUCACACCAACACCUUCCUUUGAGUCACACCAAAGCCACUUCUGAUUCCUACAUCUCCAUACCCUUUUCAGCUUCCAUCUGACACCAAAAGUUUCCAUUUUUCUCACAUGGGUCAUUUCUAUUUUCCCUCUUUUCUUUAGUUUCUAUCACCCUUUUGUCCCCGUUGGACUUCGUGUCUAUCUGGGGUUGAAGCUUCCAAGUGGGGUUCUGUAUUUUCAUGCGGUGGUGGUAGCUUGUGUUCUUGAGCUUUUUUCUGGCUUCUGGGGUUUUGGUUUUGGUUGAAUCUUGUGUUAAAAUUUGAAAAAAAAAAAUUGGUGAUUGGAGAUGAUGGGUUCAGGUACCAAUUUGGUUACCACGGUCAUUGGGUUUGGGAUGAGUGCCACUUUCAUUGUGUUUGUGUGCACAAGAAUCAUUUGUGGGAGGAUAAGAGGGAGUGUUGAAUCUCGCAUGAUGUAUGAGAUUGAAUCCAGGAUUGACAUAGAACAGCCAGAACAUCAUGCUAAUGACCCUGAACCCGAGCCUGUUAUGCUUGAUGCAAUCCCCACUUUGAAGUUCAACCAAGAGGCCUUCAGUGCCAUUGAAGAUACACAGUGUGUCAUAUGUUUGGCAGAUUACAGAGAAAGAGAAGUGUUACGCAUCAUGCCGAAAUGCGGUCACACAUUUCAUCUUUCUUGCAUUGACAUAUGGCUGAGGAAACAAUCCACUUGCCCGGUAUGCCGUCUGCCAUUGAAAAACUCGUCCGAGGCGAAACAUGUUAGACCUGUUACAUUUACCAUGAGCCAGCCUCUUGAUGAGUCGCACACACCAGAAAGGAAUCAAGAUAGUGAGAGUCGUGUCGAACUGGUUGCUAGCAACUCCUCACAACCACCACCUCCCGGAGAACCAGAAGCAAGGCAAUGAUCUACUCGGGGGAGAAGGGUUCUUCUCCAAAGAAAGUAGUGUACAAUUUCUGCUUCUAUAGAGAAAGGCUUCUAAUUAGAUUGGAUUCAAAUUCUUUGUCUGUACUCUGUAGUAUGGCAUUCAUAUUCACUUGGUGGUGUAAAACAAGGCUUGUCAACAGUGAUUUCUACAGCUUACAUGUAAAUAAAUAUGUUUUUGUUUUGGUGCA